CCCCCCCCCCAAAAAAAAGUACCUUGUACCAUUUUCCCUUAUUUUUUUUAAACCUUUUCCAAAUUUUCUAAUCCAAUCACUGUCAUAGCCUACACAUCGCAUGGAUAUGUACAGAUAGCGAAGGGUGUUGUUCAGUUUUGUGAAUUAGUGAUUGUGAUUUUAUCAUGUGGCUUUUUUGGAUUCCAUUGGGGCUAAUUGCCCUUUUGGGAAGUUCUCCAAAAUGGGAAUCAGCGGCCUUCAAUGUGGAGACCAGACAUUACACAAUCUACAAAUCUCAUCGUCAUUCCAUGUUUGGAUUUUCUGUUGCCGAGUAUCGCGAUCAUCAAGGAUACGGAUCAGUGAUAAUAGGUGCACCAGAAGCAGCUGGAUCCUAUCCCAGCCAUAUUCAAAAAGGGGGUGGGGUAUACAAGUGUGACAUCAGUCAAGACAAUGCAUGCAUACUGGUUUCGUUCGACACAAGGAAUGACAACAGUCGCACCAAUACGUCUAUUGGCAUGGUUCAAGUCGAUGACAAAAGUGGACAGUGGCUCGGAGCCACUGUUUCUUCUUCCAAAGUGGAUGGAGGAUCAGUAUUGGCAUGUGCGCCAAGAUAUUUGUGGUACGGUAAACAAGUGGUGAAAGGAAAAUUGCAAACUGAAAAAAGAGAACCAGUUGGUACAUGUUGGUUAACAAAUUUUUCUGGUUCAUCAUUGGAAUUUUCGCCUUGUCGAACAGGAAAACAAGGGUACAAUCUGCAGGGCACAUGCCAAGCAGGAUUGGGAGCCGCAAUGUCGAAGGAUGGAAAGAGACUUUUCAUCGGGGCUCCAGGAAGCUGGUAUUGGCAAGGUCAGCUGUAUUCGAUGGACAGUCAAACGAUGUUCGAAUUUUGCCCUGAUGAUACCCGAUUAGUUGCUCCUAAAGGACAGCUAUAUUCCAUGAGUAGCCUCGACAAUCGAACGAAAGUGUUGAUGACGAAAGAAGGAAGUCCUCUAGAUGAUGACAGCUAUAUGGGAUAUUCGGUAACAUCUGGAGAUUAUCAAGGAAUUGGACAGAGUGAUGUGGCUGUUGGAAUUCCUCGUGGAAACAGACUUAUGGGCCAGGUAGCAAUAUUUGAUUCACAAAUGAGAAACUACAGGAACAUCACUGGUGAACAAAUGGGAGGAUAUUUUGGUUAUGCUUUAGCAUCGGGUGAUAUAAAUGGCGACGGUUUUGAGGAUCUCAUAAUCGGUGCACCAAUGUUCACAUUACCAGGAAAUUUAGAAAUAAUCGAAACCGGAAGGGUUUAUAUUGCUUAUCGAGCCAUUAAGCCAGAUGCUCUAUUCGACAAAAAAGACUACAGAGAUGGAGUCUUCAACAGAGGUAGAUUUGGUCUCUCUGUAGCUUUUCUGGGCGAUAUAGAUCACGACGGUUACGGGGACAUUGCAGUUGGUGCCCCUUAUGGAGGUCGAGAGGGUCGCGGAGCAGUCUACAUUUACCGAGGAUCAAAAGAAGGUCUCCGAGAAAAGGAAUCGCAAGUGAUCUUUGCAACCGAUCUUGAGCAGCCACUGCAAACUUUCGGGUUUUCUGUUGCUGGUGGUCAAGAUCUGGAUCGAAACACUUAUCCGGACAUGGUGGUCGGAGCUUACGAAUCAGACUCUGCAGUUUUUCUGAGGUCGCGACCCGUCAUCAGAGCGGACUGCAAAGUAGAGUACUUUUUCCCGAAUCAUCCGAAAAAUUCUGGAAUCAAUCUGGAUAAUAAGGACUGUAAAGUGGACGGAAUCGGUGAACAAGUUUCGUGUCUUCUUUUGAAAGUCUUUUUGAAGUACGACGGAGAAUACCCGAGUCGGGAUUUUGACAUUGAAUUGAUUCUUGAUGCGAUGAAGACUAAAAAUCCGAGGAUGUUUUUUAACACUGAUGUGGGCAAAAGCACAAUGAUCAUCAAGAAUGUUUCAAUCAGACGCAAUCAAGAAUGGAGUAUGACUCAUAAGGUUUACGUAACUCCCCACAUCCGCGACAAACUCACAGGUAUCGAAGCCGAGGCUCGUCUAACUCUUUCCGAAAACCGCGAACCAGAUCGUCGCCAUCGUCUUCCUGACAUGCCCUUGCGACCAAUUCUCGCCGAAACCACAUCUCUCAAAGACACAAUAUACAUCCGCAAGAAUUGCGGCGAAGACAACAUCUGCAUUCCUGACCUCCAGCUCUACGUCAACAAGAGCGUCAACGAAUACCUGAUUGGAUCCGGCCAAGAAUUCAAUUUGACCAUCACCGUGAAAAACAUGGGCGAAGACGCUUACGAGGCGAUGUUCUACCUUCACCUACCAGAUCACAUCGAGUACAUCAACACUGAACAGCUGGUAGACACCGGAGUAUUCGUCCAAUGCUUCCCUCCAGACGAGGGCAAAAAUGUCCUUCGUUGCGACAUCGGCAACCCAAUGCCUCAAGGCAAGAUGGUCAAGUUCAAGACAAGACUUCGUCCGCAAGUUGCCAACAAUAUGAAGCCAGCCUUCGACUUCAAGAUGGAAGUGAACACAACUAAUGCUGAAGAUUCCGCAACUACGGCGAAUAAUUACCAGGACAUCAGAGUGCCUCUCUGGGUGGAGCUGGAACUUGUCGUGGAAGGAGAGAGUAGACCGAAAGAGCUCUUCUAUAAUCCAGACAACUACACUUCCGAAAAUAUCACUACUGAUGUCGAAUUCGGUCCGGCGAUUGUUCACAAUUACACUAUCAGAAACAACGGACCCUCGAAUUUCCUACAAGCGGAUGUGAUUGUCACGUGGCCUGGUAAGACACUUGCUGGAGCUGAUCUGCUUUAUCUGAUGGAAGAGCCUCAAGGACAGAACAAAAUCACCUGUUCAAAUGCGAAUUUCAAUUAUCUUCAUCUGACGCGUAAUGAUACAGUGAAGAAUCGCUACUCUUCGACGUAUUAUCAGCACAGUUAUCAUGAGCAAUCCAGUAGUGGGAUCGGUGUUCAAAAGGGCUAUGAUAACUCCAACGAAGGUGGGAGAAGGGAAGUGAAUAUUGGCGACAGUUCCGAUUUUAAUCAAGCAAGGCAUUCUCAGAAUACGAACUAUCAAGAGCAGUUGGGAACAGUUGAGGAAGGGAGGAAAGUGAGUGUCAUUUCUGAUGGUGCGAGUGGUGGAUACGGGGUCAGUUCUGCCAGCAUUAAUGGAGAUUUCCACCCGGCUCGACAAAAUGAAAAUUCAGGGUCGAAGAAUGAAAAUUCGGGGUGGAAGAAUGAAAAUUCGGGGUGGAAGAAUGAAAAUUCGGGAUGGAGGAAUGAGAAUUCGAGAUGGAAUCAAGUGAACCAUUCUAGAGAAGAGUCUGACAGAAGAGGCUCAGUUCCGGUUUACGGAACAGAACGACACUAUGGUGAGGAAGCGGAAGAGAGGCGUAGAAACCAGGACUAUGGAGUCCUGACCCAUACUCGCUUCGACGACGAAAUAUCCGGAGAUCGAGAAGAAGUCGUGGGACCUUCUGGCUUCGACCUCGAAACGCGCAACAUCACCACUUCCGAAGAUCUCGAAGAAUUCUUCUCGAAAAUCUCCAGGAGUGAGUUUAAGGCCUACACGAAAGAGGGCAGGGAGUUCAUCAACUUCAGAGGAAAGUUCGGAAUAAUGGACAAUGGACAAAAGUGUAUUGUGCUACAAGAUGGCAAGCGAUUCCCUCUUCAAGACAGUUCAGGAAGGAAUGUUUACCACGAUGGCAAGUUUCACACCAACCGUAGAUUCAAUCCCAUCGAAGGCGAGCUUGUUUCCGGGCCGGGAAACAGAGCUUUCAUCCAGUUGAGUAACGGAUUGAGAUUCGCUCUCGAGGGCUAUCAAACCUACAGUUCUACAAGAACCUAUUAUGCGAAUCCUUACGGAAAUGAAGAAAUUUAUGGCCAUUCUUCGGGAAAUUCUUGGCACACGGAAUCUUCGACUUCUGGGAGCAGUAUUGAAGGAGAUUUCGAGAUGCACAGUUCCCGAAGCCACGAGGAGCGACGCACAAAUGAGAGGAGAGUUCAAUCCAGGGAAUAUUUGAGAAAUGGGGAUUUGCCGAUUAGUGAAAAUUUGGCUGAUCCUCGAUAUGAGUCGCAGAGAAGACAUUUGAGGUCACGGAGACAGGUGGAUUCGUCGACGCCUCUAGGUCCUCACAGGGACACGGCUCCGGGUUCUUUCGAUUCUGCGAAAAAUCCCUGCAAACAUGCUGAUUGCUUCCAGAUAAAAUGUGUCUUGAAUGGGUUGGUCAGGGGAGAAGAGGCCCAUUUGAGUCUGAAAUUCAGAAUCAAGGCGGCUACUUUGAAGAAAGUUGCGUUCAGGGAACCCGUUCAAAUUUCGACGCAAGUCCAGACCAGGAUAACGAGAUUUGCGUCGCUGGAAAAUGUUGAAAAUCAGAAAAUGCAGAGCGAGGAAGUUUUCACUAAUGUUGAACCCACUGCGCCACCACCAGUUGCGGAUGUUGUGCCUCUUUGGGUUGUUGUCUUGUCUGCCUGCGCGGGUGUCAUCAUCUUACUGCUCUUGAUAUUAUUGCUUUAUAAGUGUGGAUUCUUCAAGAGAAAUCGACCAACGAAUGUCCCAGAAAGACAACCACUAAACAGAAAUGGUCACUUCCAUGGAGAUGAUCAUUAAAAAAUUUGGAUUAGAGAAUCGAAGCAGUGCCUUCAGAAUAAUUUCAUAUCGAAGAGUAAUUAAAAUGACACUUAUCGCGUAUAAAAAAAAUUAUAAAACAAA
Messenger RNA from Belonocnema kinseyi, 4667 nucleotides. RefSeq names its product integrin alpha-PS2-like (gene if). Gene Ontology annotation, molecular function: integrin binding. The record is from RefSeq and is a predicted model, not a curated record. Gene Ontology annotation, biological process: cell adhesion mediated by integrin; integrin-mediated signaling pathway; cell-cell adhesion. The coding region runs from base 165 to 4565 and encodes 1466 amino acids. The transcript is spliced from 12 exons. NCBI's taxonomy places the organism in Eukaryota, Metazoa, Arthropoda, Insecta, Hymenoptera, Cynipidae. Gene Ontology annotation, cellular component: integrin complex; external side of plasma membrane.